This is a messenger RNA of Cordyceps militaris CM01, 912 nucleotides long. Its product is annotated as transcription elongation factor s-ii. The transcript is spliced from 3 exons. The coding region runs from base 1 to 912 and encodes 303 amino acids. Gene Ontology annotation, cellular component: nucleus. The record is from RefSeq and is a predicted model, not a curated record. Lineage: Eukaryota; Fungi; Ascomycota; Sordariomycetes; Hypocreales; Cordycipitaceae. Gene Ontology annotation, molecular function: RNA polymerase II transcription regulatory region sequence-specific DNA binding; zinc ion binding. Gene Ontology annotation, biological process: DNA-templated transcription; transcription elongation by RNA polymerase I; regulation of mRNA 3'-end processing.
AUGGAUCAGAGAGAGCUCGAGAUGCGCAUCAAGGCGCUCACCAAGAGCGUGGCCGCCAACGAGGCGCCGGAAAACGCGCUGCGCCUACUGGAUCUGCUGAAGAAGGACGCGGCGCCAACUGAGGAAAUGCUUCGGGCGACCCGUGCCGGUGUCUUUGUCGGCAAGCUGCGCUCCAACGCCAACAAGGAGAUUGCCCGGUCGGCGGCCGAGCUAGUGAACAAGUGGAAGAAGCUCGUCGAGCAAGAAAAGUACACAAAGAUGCAAAAGUCCAAGCUCGGCUCCCCCGCCUCCGGCACCGCCGCCUCCCCUCCGACGACGACCACCUCCGCGACCGCCACGCCUGCGGGCGCCAACAAGAAAUUCGCCGGCGACCCCGAGACGCGCAAGUACGAUGCCGACGGCGUCGACACCAAGCGCACCGACUCGACCGUGCGCAACAGCUGCAUCGGGCUCAUCUACAACGGCCUGGCCUUUCGCUCCACCGCCUCCGAGUCGGACGUGUUGGCCAAGGCCGUGGCCGUCGAAGCGGCCGCGUUCGCCCACUUCAAGGGCGAGGGCGCCGACUACAAGAAGAAGAUUCGCUCCCUCUUCACCAACCUCAAGAACAAGUCGAACCGCGCGCUGGGCGUGAGCGUCAUGGGGAGCGAGAUCCCGCCGGAGCGCUUCGUCGCCAUGACCGACGACGACUUGAAGAGCGACGACCAGCGCAAAAAGGAGAUUGAGCUGGAAAAGGAAAACAUGAAAAAGGCGCAGGUGCCCAUGGCGGAGAAGAGCAUCAGCGACAGCCUCGAGUGCGGCAAGUGCAAGCAGAAAAAGGUCAGCUACACACAGGCGCAGACGCGUAGUGCGGAUGAGCCGAUGACGACGUUUUGCGAGUGCAUGAAUUGCGGCAACAGAUGGAAGUUUUCCUAA